This is a messenger RNA of Hypoxylon trugodes, 1578 nucleotides long. RefSeq names its product acyl-CoA dehydrogenase NM domain-like protein. Bases 141 to 1493 code for a protein of 450 amino acids. The transcript has 4 exons. The record is from RefSeq and is a predicted model, not a curated record. Gene Ontology annotation, molecular function: flavin adenine dinucleotide binding; oxidoreductase activity, acting on the CH-CH group of donors. Lineage: Eukaryota; Fungi; Ascomycota; Sordariomycetes; Xylariales; Hypoxylaceae.
GAAUGUAGCUAUUACAAGGUCUCACUUAGAACUCAAUUCAUUUCAGUUUCUUCUUCCCCGGAUAUGUAUUUCUCGAACUAAAUUUUAAGAAUUGCGUAUAAUCAAUUCAAUUCGAUCAAAUUAAGUUAUACCAGAUCAAAAUGUCUUCUAAGAUCCCGGAUAUUGUGAAACAUCGCGUAAGCGAAAAGGCGAAGAAGACCUUAGACGUUGUAGCCAAAUUCGUCGAGGAAGAAUGCAUACCAGCAGACCCCGUGUUAGAAGCUCAGAUUGGGGAGGGCUCUGCACGAUGGGACCACCAUCCUCCCAUCAUUGAGGAUUUGAAAGACAAGGCGAAGAAGCUAGGACUAUGGAACAUGUUCUUGCCCAAAGGCCACUACAAGGAAUCGCCGGGCUACACGAACUUGGAGUAUGGAUUAAUGGCUGAAUGGCUGGGCAAGUCGAGGACAGCUUCCGAGGCCACCAACUGUGCAGCACCCGACACGGGAAACAUGGAGGUGUUGGCCAAAUACGGAAAUGAGGAGCAAAAGGCCGAGUGGCUGAAACCAUUGAUGGAUGGCAAGAUCCGAUCUGCCUUUCUGAUGACUGAGCCUGAUGUUGCUUCAUCCGAUGCCACAAACAUCCAGCUCAGCAUAAAGAAGGAGGGAAAUGAAUAUGUCCUGAACGGCUCCAAAUGGUGGUCCAGCGGUGCCGGCGACCCGCGGUGUGCGAUCUACGUCGUAAUGGGCAAAUCCGACGCCUCCAACCCUGAUCCUUACAAACAGCAAUCCGUAAUCCUGGUCCCCGCGAAUACCAAAGGCAUCACCAUCCACCGAAUGCUUAACGUCUACGGAUACGAUGAUGCGCCGCACGGUCACGGUCACAUUUCCUUCUCCGACGUACGAGUCCCCGCGCGCAAUCUAGUCCUAGGCGAAGGACGAGGCUUUGAAAUCAUCCAAGGCCGAUUAGGUCCUGGGCGCAUCCAUCACGCUAUGCGCAGCAUCGGCGCCGCCGAGCGUGCCCUCGAGUGGAUGCUUAUGCGCAUCAACGACCCUAAGAAGACACCCUUCGGAAAACAGCUGCGCGAGCACGGUGUCAUCCUCGAAUGGGUCGCUAAGUCACGUAUUGAGAUUGACUCCGCGCGUCUCAUUGUCCUGAAUGCUGCUAUUAAGAUGGAUGAUCUCGGUCCCAAAGCCACACUAAGGGAAAUUGCACAAGCCAAGGUCCUUGUGCCUCAGACCGCGUUGACGGUCAUCGAUCGCGCCGUCCAGGCUUUCGGUGGUGCUGGUGUCAGUCAAGACACACCUCUCGCAAACAUGUGGGCGCAGAUCCGGACACUGAGGCUUGCUGACGGACCGGAUGAGGUUCACUUGCAGCAGAUGGGUCGCAACGAAAAUAAGAGGGGUAAGGAGGUCACACAGAAGAUCCAGUGGCAGAAGGAGAGGACAGAAAAAUUAUUGAAGCAGCACAAUGUAAAGCUCUUCCAACCUGGAUCAAAUAUCAAACCCAAGAUAUAGGAAGAUUAUUGGCACUACUAAGAUACAAUGUUUAUUUCCAUUUCUUGCUUGAAUGACUACUACUUGGGUGUUGGGUAAUUUGUAU